Molecule: messenger RNA, 1341 nt
Organism: Paraphaeosphaeria sporulosa
Lineage: Eukaryota; Fungi; Ascomycota; Dothideomycetes; Pleosporales; Didymosphaeriaceae
Exons: 1
Source: RefSeq, a predicted model, not a curated record
GUCGCUCGAGCCCGCUGUGUUGACCCCCGACUCCGUAGGGCCCUUGCUGCCCUUUCGCGGGCAGCGCUACAAGGACUCUUUCUACCAAAUCGCAUCGCAAACAGCACCCUACAACAGCGCAACAUGCCCGGUCUCUUCUCCCCAUCCCCGCACCAGCGGUGCCACUCGCGACCACGCCUGUACGAGCCGGUUCCCCGAUUUCCGACCGCCUCUUCUGAAACCUCCGGUCUCCAGGUGACCGACGACGACCACGCGACCAGAAAGCGCUCGCGCUACGACGAAAUCCCCCUGCAAAGCAGUGCCUUCACCUUCACCGCCAAUCCACAACACAACAGUCCCUGGUCGUACUCGCAAAGUUACUCUCGCUCCUCGCUCAGGAGUCCUCCGCCGUUGGCAAACGACCGAUACGAGUUGGCUGGAGGGGUGGAGGUUACGGACCGGUUCGCUAGGCAAAACGGGAACUUGGACGACUACUUCCACCUCGAGAAACAGCGCGAGAUGUGGUCAACGCCUACAAGUCCCCACUACGGCAUACCUCCGCACCUCCAGCCUGAUGAGCGCCCAGUCACACCACCCAGCGCGAAGCCACGGAUGCUGAAUCAGCUGAUGAACAUCGUGGGUGGUGUAGCCGGCAAGCUGUAUCAGUUCUGCUCCGUGCCGUUUCGCGGAUUUCAAGCUGGAGGGGGUCAGGCAUAUUCGUUCGACAAUGAAGAAGUGGCGGCAAAACUGGGGUUACACGAGGAUGACACCAGCUUGCCGAACGGUACCAUCCAGCAGAUUGCACCGACGAACUGCCGGGACAACGACUACGGCGUCGAGUCAAUAGACUCGGUGAGAGAGGAGCGACCGGGAGCAAAGAGGCAGCGCACGGCCGAGAGCUGGGUCGUCGUGAACAAUCAAGGGGAUAUGGUGUCGCAGCCUUCCACCCCACGUAUAGCUGCGCGAAGAGUGCCAAGUCAUACCAGGUCACCUUCGCAAAUCCCUCGGCCUGUUUCCAGGGUGAACAUGGCAACGCCUGCGCACAAGCGGCCAUCGUUGAUUCCGGUCUCUCGGCGCUCGACGAUGGACAGGACCUCGUUUUACGGCUCCGCGAGCACCAACCCUCAGUCGCCAGGCCAUGUGCGAUCAUACAGCCGCCAAAGCUACGGUUCACCGGUCUUAUCCAACGACAAGUCAUCUAAGAAGAAGAGUCCGUUACCCCCAGAGAGCCAGCGACUUGUCAACAAGUUGCGACGAGAAGAGGUUGAAGACGACGCUCGUAUGCGAAGGAUGAGUUCUCAGAUGAGCGCCAUGCUUCGGGAAGCUCGUGAGGCCCUGGGCAGCAAGUUCGAAAUUGAAGAC